Neohortaea acidophila is the source of this 1399-nucleotide messenger RNA. RefSeq names its product Dynamitin-domain-containing protein. Gene Ontology annotation, biological process: mitotic spindle organization. The transcript has a single exon. Gene Ontology annotation, cellular component: cytoplasm; dynactin complex. Bases 112 to 1347 code for a protein of 411 amino acids. NCBI's taxonomy places the organism in Eukaryota, Fungi, Ascomycota, Dothideomycetes, Mycosphaerellales, Teratosphaeriaceae. The record is from RefSeq and is a predicted model, not a curated record.
GGGGAAAACAUUGAUGAGACUCCUUCCACCUGGGGUGCCCUUAUUACGCAUACAGCAAGCCCAUUUCCAAGUGGGGAGCCUUUAACCGAAGACACUCCAGAAGAGUCUACAAUGGCCGACAUCCGCCGUCUCGCAAACCUGCCGGGCUACGACGACACGGCGCGAGACAUCUACGAAACCCCCGACCUGACAGACGACACGACCUCCACCACCACUUUCACGCAGCGCACCACCUCCCCUCGCUCUCCGGCCUCGGGAACCUCAAACAGCAGUAACGAAGAGGACUACGAGGAUGACGACGAUGGCGCGGAGGAAUCUGAUGACCAAAGCUACGGCGUGAGUCGCAGACGACUAUACCCCGAACGCGCGCGGAGGAAGUUCAAUGGUGUCCGCUCUGGUGGGAGGGUGGACUUGAGUGAUCGGGUGGAUGGGAGACGGAAAGGCUUAAGGGUAAGGAGCACGCGUGAGAAAGAAGAAAAAGAGGAUGAGGGGUUGGAGGCGAGGAUCGCGAGGCUGCGGAGGGAGAUUGAGGAGUGUAAGGCUGAGGCUGCCGCUCAGGGAGAUGGAGGGUCGACUUUGGGGGACUUGGAGGGGCUGAGUGGAGUGUUGAAGGGAGUGGAGGUUUCUGGGAGACGAGACAGAGGCGAGGAGGUGUUUGCAGAUGCGGAGGGCGGUGUGGAAGAAGCCGGAGCCAACGCAGGAGAGGGUGUCACGGACGAACAGAUAUUGGGAAGGGUCGGGCAUUUCGAUUCCAGGCUUUCCGCGUUGGAGCAGGCCUUGGGCAUCUCGGCGUUGCACUCUGCUACCGUUGAUGCAGCAUCGACGCCCGUGCUGCCCUCGCUGUUGCUGCUGGACCAACAACUCGCUACGCUUUCGUCCGCCGGCUCUUUGAUGAAUCUCGAAACAGCGAGUGCGCGGAUACAGAAGUUGAAGACGGAAGCAGACCAACUGACGCAAUCACAAUUAUCGCAAGCCACCACAGCAAAAGAAGACGACGACGAAACGCAAUCACCCACGACGCUCACGCCCGAAGACAUGACGAAACUCCGAUCACUAUAUCAGCUGCUCCCGACCUUACAAUCGCUCUCCCCGACAGUGCCUGCUCUACUGACACGACUGAGGAGCCUGCGCACGCUACACACAACUGCUGCCACCGCGGCGGAGGCGUUGGAGGAAGUGGAGAAACGACAGGCCGAGAUGGAGGGAGAGUUGAAGGCAUGGAGGGAGGGAUUGGAGAAGGUGGAGGCUGCUGUUGCGGGGGCUAACGAAGCCAAUGGGCGGAAUGGGGUUGUUGUUGAGGGAUGGGUAAAGGAGAUUGAAGGACGAGUGGAAGGGUUGAGUGUGUAGUGCUGUAUUAAUGGAAGAGAGCUCAUAUGUGUGAGAAAUAGACUUUCGACGC